AUGUCGGGCAAAUCGAGUACAUCGUCUAGUCCAUAUUCGAGUAAAGAUAGCUCGCCUAACAAGCUUGAGUUUGUUGUUGGAAAUAGACUCGAGGCCAUGGAUUAUAUGUGUAACUGGUAAGCGACAAUUAUAGUAUAUUUUAUGGUUUUUUAUCUAGUUUAUUAACGAUAGGUACUUAAACAUUUUGGGCAUAUAGAUUUUAUAGAUAUUCUGGAUUAUACUAGAAGUGGAUUAUAUCACUCUCAGUAUAAAUAUCUAAACGAACUAGCCAGAAUAGCAUGACUUAUACUAGCAACGAUUCUGUGAAACAAAUAUGUUUGUGUAGAUUAUGCGAUAGUUUGUCCAAGCCAUGUUAUAAUUUAUCCAAUGUCAUUUAAGGAUCGAUGGUGACGGAUUUUCAUUAUUUGUGUAAACGCAGACAAACUAGGGCUGCGUCCUCGUUCUCCUCACAGAAAUACAGCUUAUAUUUACAAGCUUUCGUUGGUAGGGAUACAACUACCUGAAAAAUAUAAGGAGAAUUUCAACGUUUCGAGCGAAGGCCCCUUGUCGAAAUUCUCCUCAUAUUUUUCAGGUUGUUACAUCCCUACUAACGACAGCUUGUUGUUAUAGACCUUUCCCCUUAUGAGUGAAAUUCUGAUCUAGAUAUGCCUGGACAAAAAUUUCAUCACAGCUUGAAGGAGCAUCACAAAAUUAGUAAUAUUCCGAAGUUUUGUUGCGAAAUGUUGUAAAAUGCGGAUAAUAUAGCCUUGCGAAGUUUGCCGUUUUUCAGUCAUUUUGUAUUACAAACAGGAAAUUGAUAAUCAGAUGAUCAAACUGAUUAUCAAUUUCCCAUUUGUAAUACAAAAUGACUGAAAAACGGCAAACUUCGCAAGGCUAUAUUAUCCGCAUUUUACAACAUUUCGCAACGAAACUUCGGAAUAUUACAAAUUUUGUGAUGCUCUUUCAAGCUGUGAUGAAUUUUUUGUCCAGACUUGUCUAGAUCAAAAUUUCACUCAAAAGGGGAAAGGUCUAUUGACACUACCCAGGCAGUUUAAGAUUAUAUAACACAAAAUUGUAUUUUACAUCAGGUAUGUAUCAAAGAUUGCGAAGGUUGACCACAAGAAGAAGAAAAUCUUGAUUCAUUUUGAAGGAUGGAACUCUCGAUAUGACGAGUGGGUCUCGUUUGAUAGUAAGAAAAUACGAGCUUUGCCCAAAGAGAAAUUGAAGUCUACAAGUAAAGCCAAAGAAUUUAAG
Molecule: messenger RNA, 1233 nt
Organism: Paramuricea clavata
Lineage: Eukaryota; Metazoa; Cnidaria; Anthozoa; Malacalcyonacea; Plexauridae
Source: the annotation of a GenBank genome assembly